UCUCUUUUUCCAAUCUUUGAUAAUUCAGAAAAUUCAGCAAAUUUGAUUCAACACGCUGCCAUCUGAGCAUACAGCUACUUCCGUCGGCUUGACUGUGCGCCGCCGCCGGCGACUUUUCAAAUUUCCGUGUUAGUUGAAGGAUAUGGCAUCGAAAAGAAACAUGCGGUACAGUCGUCUUGCUGUGGAUGAAGAUGAUUAUUAUGACGGUAGCAAUCAAAGUCGACACGAUCCUAGAUUCGAUUACACGCCAAGAACCUUCGACAAAGUUCCUUGGAAGUCGAUUGUUCUCGCAUUAUUUUUGCUUUUCCUAGGAUGUCUACUUCUCUUGCUCGCUGUUUUCAUCUUCACCGGUCAUAUGGGAGGGGAGUUUUCCCAAGCGUACGGUCUAUUAGGACUCGGGUUUCUUACCUUCAUUCCAGGCUUUUACGAGACUAGAAUUGCCUACUAUUCGUGGAGAGGUGCGCAAGGAUACCGAUUUGCCUCGAUUCCCGAUUAUUGAGGUUUUCGUUUUUUCAACCGCCGACAUUUUCUUUUCAUCACGUAUGUAGCUUAAAAGUUCGUUGUAAGAACAUGUAGUGUUAUGUUGUUCUUGUAUGCAUAGAACCAAGUUAUUUUUGUAUAUUCUUCGGUUACAGUUUAUUAGCAGUUGCUGAGCCAGGAUUUUGUAUUCGCAUGACUAAAUAUAUACAAAUUUCUAUAUAAAGUAGUACGAUUUUUACA
This is a messenger RNA of Erythranthe guttata (spotted monkey flower), 720 nucleotides long. RefSeq names its product transmembrane protein (DUF872). The record is from RefSeq and is a predicted model, not a curated record. Gene Ontology annotation, cellular component: endomembrane system. NCBI's taxonomy places the organism in Eukaryota, Viridiplantae, Streptophyta, Magnoliopsida, Lamiales, Phrymaceae.